AUGUACUGCUCGCCGUCGCCGACAUCCCCCUCGGUGCUCCUCUGCCCCAGCGCGUUCCGCUUGAUCCGCACCAUCAAGAUCGACACCGCUGGCGUGCCCACCGAGAACGACGAGGACGAUGAGGCGCCGUCCGAGCCCAUUCCGGGAUACAAACCCACCAAGGCGGACCGCAAGAAGAGGCUCUGGCGACUGUACACCCGCGACAACGAGGUCGAGGCGACCUUGUUCCUGGGGAAGCUCGACGAAUUCGAGUACUUGUACCCGGCGGAGGCGCCGCGCAUUGAGGUGCUUCACAUUGCCGCCAAGGCCAAGGAGUGUAUACCUCGCGGCAACAAGGUGGUGAGGGUGCGGUACGGCGGCCAGACCUUUGAGAAGGUCGAGACAAUGGUGGAGCAGGACCUGCGCGCAGGCGGGUUCUGGGCUCGCUUUGUCAAGGUCUGCGGCGUGGAACGCGUCAAGCUCUACGAGCUCAUCAUCCCCGAGUUCCGUCUGGGCCCGUUCGAGUUUCGCGCCCGACCCGACCUGCAGAGCGCCGAGCGUCUCCUUAUUGGGACCUUCUGGCCUCUGUACCUCAACACCACGAGGGGCGGCUUCCCCCUCCACGCCCCUCUCCCCAUCCCCGACACUGCCGCCGAGACCGCCGCCGCUGUCGGUUUGAUAAACGAGAAGAUCAGCGAAUUCAUGGCCAACACCCGGCAAGGGCAGGGCGCGAGACCGCCAAUGCACCCGGACGCUCUUGAGGUGGUGACCCGCGCCGCCCACAUCCGCCGCACCUGGAACGGCGCGGUCCCCUCCGUCCGCGUCCAGAAAGACGUGACUGUCGAGGAGUACCACCAGUUCUACGAGGAGCUCGACUACCACAGUCGUCUUGCUGGCCCAGGACCCGCCCUUGCCGUGGACAUGAAACUCCAUGCGCAGGGUGCCCCGCCUGCCCAUGACCUCCAGUGGGUCGAGAUCCUCGAGCAGAUCGGCGUCAUGCUAGACCUCUGGUGCACCACCCUCAAGCACAUUGACAUCAAGGCGGCUGUCCUCGACCUGUGGCCAUACCUCGUUAUCACGAAGCCGCUCGUCAUCGACGUCGCCUCAGCUCGGGUCUCGCGGCUGAUAAUGGACGGCCCACUUGCCGUGAGCAUCAACGACGAUGGUGGCCUUGAAUGCCCGUUCCCGGACGACGGCUGGAAGGAGCUCGCCCCCGACGGAUCGAGGUGA
This is a messenger RNA of Apiotrichum porosum, 1209 nucleotides long. RefSeq lists its product as uncharacterized. The transcript is spliced from 4 exons. The record is from RefSeq and is a predicted model, not a curated record. Bases 1 to 1209 code for a protein of 402 amino acids. NCBI's taxonomy places the organism in Eukaryota, Fungi, Basidiomycota, Tremellomycetes, Trichosporonales, Trichosporonaceae.